Molecule: messenger RNA, 1101 nt
Organism: Ostreococcus lucimarinus CCE9901
Lineage: Eukaryota; Viridiplantae; Chlorophyta; Mamiellophyceae; Mamiellales; Bathycoccaceae
Exons: 2
Coding region: 1-1101 (366 amino acids)
Cellular component (GO): mitochondrion
Molecular function (GO): protein-containing complex binding
Source: RefSeq, a predicted model, not a curated record
AUGAGCAUCAAACCGGGCAAAGAUUUCAAAGUUCCACCGCCGAGCGUGACGAGCGACGCGGUCGGCACGGGCGGACGGUCGUCGUUCAGCGGGAUCACGUGCACGGUUUUCGGCUCGACGGGUUUUUUGGGACGAUACGUCGUCCAUCACGUCGCCAAGAGCGGGUCGCGCAUGAUUCUACCCACGCGAUGCUCGGAGAAUGAUCGUCAACAUCUCAAAGUGAUGGGAGACCUCGGGCAGAUUGUGCAGUUGGAUUACGGGAUCAGAGACGAGGAGACGAUUCGAUACGCCGUAGAGCGGAGCAACGUCGUCAUCAACAUGGUGGGUCGAGAGUGGGAGACGCGUAACUUUUCGUUCGAAGACGUCAACGUGACGUUUCCAAAGAAAUUGGCGGAGAUUUGCGCCGACGUGGGCGUGCGUAGACUGGUUCACGUGAGCGCUUUGGGGGCCGAGGAAGACCACCCGAGUGCGUAUUACAGAUCAAAAGCCGCCGGCGAGGCGGCGGUGCGGGAGGCGUUCCCUUCAGCUACGAUAGUGCGGCCGGCCAAAAUAGUGGGCGUCGAAGAUAGAUUCUUGAACAUUUUCGGCGAGCAUUCGCGCAAGUAUCCAGCGGUGCCUAUCAUCGAUGGCGGCGACACCAAGCACCAACCCGUGUUCGUGGAUGACGUCGCGGUGGCGAUUCGUCAAAUCGUCCACGACGAGUUGACGAGCGGGCGAACGUACGAGCUCGCGGGGAAUAAGGUGUAUACUUUUGACGAACUUGCGAAGAUGGUUCUUAAAACCAUUCGCACGCGCAAGUCGACGGCGUACAUCCCGAGUUUCAUCAUGAAGGCGCUCUCGUGUCCGCACGAGUGGCUUUUGCGACGCGUACCGUUCCCCAUGCCCACCCCGUUGGGCUUGACGCGAUCGUACAUCGACGCUCAAAGCCGAGAUUACGUCAAGCGGGCCGACAGCCUCGGUUUUUCCGAUCUCGGCAUUGAGCCGAACAACAUCGAAAACGGCUACGUGUUGGACUACUUGCGAAGCUUCCGCGCAGGGGGCUACCAAGUCGGCGACGCCCCGUGGGAACACGAAGAGCGCGACGCCAAACUAUCCGCGUGA